Messenger RNA from Stegastes partitus (bicolor damselfish), 3914 nucleotides. Its product is annotated as sodium-dependent neutral amino acid transporter B(0)AT2-like. The transcript has 12 exons. Gene Ontology annotation, biological process: amino acid transport; sodium ion transmembrane transport; nitrogen compound transport. NCBI's taxonomy places the organism in Eukaryota, Metazoa, Chordata, Actinopteri, Pomacentridae. The record is from RefSeq and is a predicted model, not a curated record. Gene Ontology annotation, cellular component: plasma membrane. The coding region runs from base 316 to 2286 and encodes 656 amino acids.
AAGAAACAAUCCCACGCACGACGGCAUCACCGCUUAAGCGCGAGAAUACGGUGGCGGAGACAACACAUGUGUUUGUUUUUAUUUACUUUUAGAGUUUAUUAACGUUUAAUUAGCGCCCGUGAUGCUAAAUUUAAUGUGAACGACAGAAACAGGAGAUUAGCUGCGCUCGCGACAUGAUUCACAGCAGAGCAACUGUUGAAGUGGGCGCCGCACGUGCUCGUUAUCAGUGAGCGAAGGAUAUCAGAUUAGCUCCGGUGUGGUCGUCGUGUUGUUUCUUCUACCUCCACGACGUUAACGACGUUUACCGGCAGACAGAUGGAGAAGCAGCCUUUGCCAACCGAUGAUGAGAAAACGGGCACAGCAGAGUCAGAGGUCGAUGGCUACGCUGGUGAGGAGAGCCAGCAGGGCUCGUCGUCCACGCGAGCAGGAUGGAACAGUAAAAUAGAGUAUUUCUUGGCUCAGGUGGGAUUCAGCGUCGGGCUCGGCAAUGUCUGGAGAUUUCCAUAUUUGUGCCACCAGAAUGGAGGAGGAGCCUUUCUCCUGCUGUAUGUGUUGCUGAUGCUGAUUGUGGGCAUUCCCUUGUUCUUCCUGGAGCUGGCAGCGGGUCAAGCCAUCCGACAGGGCAGCAUCGGAGUGUGGAGGUACAUCUCCCCCAGGCUUGCAGGCAUCGGCUACUCCAGCUGCGUGGUUUGUUUCUUUGUGGCCCUCUACUACAAUGUGAUCCUUGCAUGGAGUCUUUUUUAUCUUGGGAACUCGUUCCAGUACCCUUUACCUUGGGAAACGUGUCCAGAACACAGGAAUGUAACAGUAAAAGAAUGUGAAAAGAGUUCUCCCACAUCGUAUUUCUGGUACCGUAAAGCUUUGGACAUCACAGACUCAAUCGAUGAGACGGGCUCUUUUAAUGUUUACAUCGUCUGCUGUCUGCUGGCAGCUUGGACUGUUGUGUGCCUGGGAAUGUUCAAGGGCAUCAAGUCCUCUGUCAAGGUGAUGUACUUCUCCUCCAUCUUCCCCUACGUGGUGCUCUUCUGCUUCCUCGUCCGUGGACUAAUGCUGGAUGGGGCCUUAGAGGGAAUAUCCCACAUGUUCUACCCCAAGCUGGCAUUCUGGGCAGAUGUGCAGGUGUGGCGGCAGGCAGCUACGCAGGUUUUCUUUGCCUUGGGCCUUGGUUUUGGGUCCAUUAUCGCCUACUCCUCCUACAAUCCCAAGAACAACAACUGCCAUCGUGAUGCCUUCACUGUCUCCUUCAUUAACUUCCUCACAUCUGUGUUGGCCACUUUGGUGGUGUUUGCUGUGCUCGGCUUCCGCGCCAAAGAAAAGGUCUUAACAUGUAUAGAAAGCAACUUGAAGGAGCUUUCAGAACAGUUCCACAGCGGUUAUGUGGACGGAAGCCUGAUGCCAGAAUUCAACUACUCUGAUCCCAGGUCUGUUGCUCUGGAAGGCUACAGGUCCUGGUUUAAACAGUAUGGAAGUAAAGUCCCUGGCAAUUUAACAGACUGUGACCUGGAAAAAGAGAUGCAGGCGGGCGUCGAGGGCACAGGGCUAGCUUUUAUUGCCUUCACAGAGGCCAUGUCACUCCUGCCUGGCAGCCCCUUCUGGUCCGCACUCUUCUUCCUCAUGCUGCUCAACUUGGGACUCAGCACCAUGUUCGGCACUAUGGAGGGCAUCCUCGCCCCCCUCACUGAUCGCUUCAAAACUCUGGCAAACAACAAGACCAAAUUCACAAUUUUCAGCUGCAUCGUUGGCUUUGUGAUUGGCCUGCUCUUCACUCAGCGCUGUGGGAACUACUUUGUGACGAUGUUCGACGACUACUCCGCCACUCUGCCCCUCAUCAUUGUCGUGGUUUUUGAGACCUUCAGUGUAUCUUGGCUAUAUGGCGCUGAUAGAUUCCUUGAUGAUAUUGAGGCAAUGCUGGGAUGGCGUCCCUCUGUCAUUUACAAGUACCUGUGGAAAUACAUCUGCCUACUUGCCAUGGUGGGGCUGCUGUUAGCCACCACUAUCCGCAUGUUUAUUAAACGCCCCACCUACAAGGCAUGGAACCAGGAGACGGCUUCUGAAGAGGAUCUGGAAUAUCCUGGUUGGGCUCUGGCUGUUCUGGCUUCAUUGAUCAUAUUUGCCAUGAUGCCCGUCCCGGUUGCCUUGAUCCACGCUCUUCUGCAGGACAGGAGAAAACCGACAUCCAGAGACACAGAGAUUGGUCAGUACAGCAUUGUUAGCACUGUCGACACCCCCUUGACCGACAUGUCAGAACUGGACCUAAAGAACGGUGUUGCUGCUUCUGUUUCCUAAACUUUGGACUGACAUCAUGGAGAGGACCUAAAGUAUGCACAAAACAUGUAAAUGGGCCAUUUUUAAGGACCAUUCUGUUGUCUCACAGCUUUUAGUGCACAGGCAACAACAUUUCAAUAUUUAAAACCGUUUUUCUUUUUUUUUCGGUUCAGUCCAAGCAUAUCCAGAGGGUAUGGUUUUCUCACAAUGUUCCAGCAAGUAAAACUUUAAAAAUAUUUAAUAUGGAUAAUAAUGAACAAAUAAUUUAUUUCUUUGUGAUACUUACAAGGUGGAAUUACAACAUUUUUUUAACCCCUGUUGAUUUUAUAGAGUUGUCUAAAUGAGCAAAAACAAUGUUUCUUCGUUUUCAGUAGAAGCCAUAGACGACAUGUCAUGGUCCUGCUGUUUGGCUGUUUGGAUCAACAUUUUAUCUUAAAUAUCCUACAUCUGUAUUGGUCUUUUUCACUUAGGUAAAAACACACAAUUGCAUCAAUAUGUACUUAAUUUCAAUGAUCCCCACCUGCUACUGAAAAUCUACCAACCACUGUGCCAGCUUUUCAAUCUUUCACUACUCAUUUAGGGACAGAGUUGCAGCCAGUUACUGCCAAAACCUCUUCUGCAUGAGGUCAGUUUAAAGCUCUUUCAUGUUGAUUUUUAGUUUUCCUCAAAAACUGGCUGUCACAUGAAUUUUUUCAGCACAGUAAAAGUUUAUAGAGACUGUUACACCAGGAAAGAGUCAGUUGCAGAGAGAGUGUAGUGUGGUCAAAUGAAACAAAUGAAUUUGCUAAAUUCAAGCCUUUGCCAAAAGGGUUCAAGCUUUGCUGAUUUAGCCUUUCUGCGACAACAUUCCUGCACUGAUGCACUAUCAGUCAAAUUUUCCAUCAUAGCUGUUUGCUUUGCCACACCUGAAAAUGGGAGCAACUAUGGAGACAGAAGCCAUGUUUCCAAAUCAUAUUUUUCUGCGUCUUUUUAAGUAUUGCAUUAGAAGAAGUUACCGUAAACCACUAAAUUUGUAAAAAUUUUUCCAUUUUUGCUAAAGAGUUUUUAUGUGGUUUCGACUUUUGAAAACGAGAUAACAGGCCUAGUGAGAGAUGGAAACACUGGUCAGCUGAUUCCACUUCUUCCGUAGUCUUCAACAGAAUGAAACUUGACCAAUACCAGCUGACAUUAAAGAACAUUUCCAACUUGCCCAAUUGAAAACAGUUUCCGAGGACUUCUCUACAGUUUUCUCUUGUAGAUGGCCAAAGAUUUGUUUGUUUCUGCUCCUUCCUCUGCGUUUUUUUUUUUUUUUUCUAAGCAGUUGACCAACAAUUGUUUUAUUUAUUACAGCCAUAUACUACCACCUUCCAAAAAUGCUACACAUCCUAAUUUAUUUGAUCCAAAGCGUUUGGAAACAAGUCAUUCUCUGUUUUUAUUUUUUGUAACGUUUCAAAAUAUUGCUCAAGAUUCAAGAUACUUUUAUUGUCAUUAUACACGCGUGUACAACAAAAUUAAGGUGCACAGUCAGGACACGGACUCAACCAUCACUCACAUCAGUACCAAAUGUACCCAGGCCAAUGCAGUAGGACAGUCAAAUGUUCAAAUAUUGCACUUCCACUGUCAGUGUUUUUCAUUGUUCAGUGUGAUUAUGGCUGUGGGGUAAAAACUGU